AUGAUGAUUAUACGAUCGUCAAAAUGUUUUAUUUUACAUACUAUUAAUAAUUAUUAUUAUUCUAAUCGUUCAAUGAUGUUCCUAUUUUCAAUUGUUAUACCACUACUAAUGUUAAAAAUACAUUGUGUAUAUACACAAUCUUAUUCUAAUAUUCAAGUUCUUGGUCAAGAUGAUGAUCCCAAUUGUGCUAAAUGUGAUAUUCGUGCGGUAUGUGUUCGUAUUGGAAAUAUAACCGGUGUCAGUUGUGUUUGUAUGCCCGGUUUUGCUCCAACAGCAAAUGGAAAAUGUAUUCUUGAAGGUCAUUGUUCAAAUGAAAGUCAGUGUUUAUGUCCAAAUGGUUAUGGCGGUAUUUUCUGUGAAUUAGAUAUUAAUGAAUGUGUACAAAGUGGUACUGGGGAUAAUAUUUGUGGAAAUCAUCAAUGCACAAAUUUACUGGGUGAUUAUCGUUGUCAAUGUGAUUUUUUUCAUUCGGGAAAAAGAUGUGACAUAAUUAGUGGUAUUGGUUUAUUUGUUGUUAUUCUAUCAUCGGUGAUUGUUACAUUAAUUCUUUUAUUUUUGAUAUUAUUCUCUGUUCGAACAUUUUUACAGUAUCGACUAGCUCGAAUAGCAAGAAAACAAGAUCCACAAUCAAAUCCACAUUUAGUAACGUUAACAACUGGUUUUGAUGAUUCAGCAUAUGUAAGACCGAUACAUCGAAUUUAUGUACCAAUGGCAACAAGUUUUCAAUCGAUAUCCGAUGAUAAACAAAUAAAAUCUGAUGAAACA
This is a messenger RNA of Didymodactylos carnosus, 765 nucleotides long. The record is from the annotation of a GenBank genome assembly. NCBI's taxonomy places the organism in Eukaryota, Metazoa, Rotifera, Eurotatoria, Philodinida, Philodinidae.